GGUGGGGGCAAUUUAGACAUUUCACAGGUAACAAACUCUAUCCACGUGGUACACACAGGAAGACUCAUUCUCUGAUUUUGACGAACAAACCGCAACAGCAGGAGACAGCAGACAGCCAGACACACCACUGCCACCACCACCACCACCUCCGCCGUGCUCCCUCUCCUCUCACUCUCUUCCUCAACACAACCCUGGAUAACCUAUUCUUUAUUUAUUAUUAUUAACAACAAACCCUAGAUAACUUAUUCGCUUCAUAACCCACGCAAUAGUUUUAAUGGAUCAGAAAGAAGUUGAGAUGGAGGAUGCUGGAAAGUUUCUAGAAGAUGAAGAACUAAGUGGUGAAGAGUGUGUUGGAGAAGACAAGACAAGUGUGGAAUAUGUAGAAGGCAAACCAGAAGAGUCUUCUGGUUUAGUUAACACAAGCCCAAAUAAAAUUGAGCAAGAUGAAGAGGAGAUGCAAGCUAACACAGGCCCAAAUGAAACCAAGCAAGACGAAGAUGAGGUGCAAGCCACCUCAGGCCCAAAUGAAACCGAGCAAGAUGGAGAGGAGAUGCAAACUAACACGGGCCCAAAUGAAUUCGAACAAGACGAAGAGGAGAUGCAAGCUAACACAGGCCCAAAUGAAACUGAGCAAGAUGAAGAGAAGAUACAAGCUAACAAAAUCGAGCAGGAAUUGCCUGUGGAUGAGGCUCAUGAUAGUAAGAAAGAUGCUUCACCAAUGGGUGAUGAUAAGGUUGAGGAUAGUCAGAACAAUGCUACAUAUAUGGAUGAUGAUCUUGACGGUUCUAUGAAGAUGCUAGAGAGUAACAAUAAUGAAGAACAUCAAGAACAUGUGGCAUAUUUACCUAAUAAAGCUGAGGGUCAUACUACAGAGACAUUGAAGAACGACCUAGAGGAAACAAAGAUGGAUGAGGGAUAUGAAUCAGGGACUGAAGAGGAUCAAGAAGCAUUUAUGAAAGAGGUAGAAGCCGUGUAUAAGGAGAAAGGCUUGGAAUUUAAGCCUCCAAAGUUUUAUCAACAGCCGUUAAAUUGCCUAAAGUUGUGGAGGUCUGUUAUCAAAUUGGGUGGAUACGACCAGGUAACUGUGUCAAAGUUGUGGCGACAAGUAGGAGAAUCUUUCCAUCCACCAAAGACUUGCACAACCGUUUCGUGGACAUUCCGCCAGUUCUAUGAAAAGGCACUUCUUGAAUACGAAAGGCAUAAGCUCCAGGUUGGUGAGCUUGAAUUCCCUCUUUCAACCGUCUUCCCCGAGGCCCCUAUUGUUGAUAAUGAGGCGAAUGGUCAUCAGACACCAGGUAGGGCCCGGAGGGAUGCUGCAGCUCGAGCCAUGCAAGGUUGGCAUGCUCAACGUCUCUUAGGUUUUGGUGAGGAGAAGAAUUCCAACAGUCCACAGAGGCGUGAAAAAAGUCUUAAAAGCAUCGGGUCAUUAAAACAAAAGAGACCAAGUGAAAUGGAGCAUUCUAUGAAAGCGGCACGAAUAGAAACAUCUAGAGGAGUUGUCACAACAAUUGCUGAUGUCGGUCCUCCUGCUAAUUGGGUUAAAAUAAACGUGCUAGUAACAAAAGAUUGUUUUGAGGUGUAUGCCCUAGUUCCCGGGCUUCUGCGAGAAGAGGUGCGUGUCCAGUCAGAUCCCGCUGGACGCGUUGUCAUCACAGGUCAACCUGAGCAACCUGACAAUCCAUGGGGUAUUACACCUUUCAAAAAGGUGAUUAGCCUACCAUCAAGAAUCGAUCCGCUUCGCACAUCUGCGGUUGUGAGCUUACAUGGACGGCUUUUGGUUCGUGUGCCUUUUGAGCAGUCAAACAUCUAAACUUCCUUACCCUUUUUACUUGUCAGUAAUUAGGACAUUGAAAGUGGUAGCAAGCAAAUAUUUAGUGUUAAUUAUGAUUAAAAAACGGUCUUUGUUGUGUAUGGUUUACAGUAAAGUAGUUACAGUUAAGUAGUUACAGUUUGACCUGAUACACCGUUUCAGUUCACAGUUGCCCGUAAGUUAUGGCCUUUUAUGGCCUGAUUUGUAAUAUCAGUGGGCAAGUUUUUGGUAUAGUUUUGUUGCUUCACUUGUGUUUCAUGUAUUUAGUUAUUGCUGUUUUCAGUA
This is a messenger RNA of Helianthus annuus (common sunflower), 2095 nucleotides long. RefSeq names its product AT-rich interactive domain-containing protein 5. Lineage: Eukaryota; Viridiplantae; Streptophyta; Magnoliopsida; Asterales; Asteraceae. The transcript is spliced from 14 exons. The record is from RefSeq and is a predicted model, not a curated record. Gene Ontology annotation, cellular component: nucleus. Bases 275 to 1810 code for a protein of 511 amino acids. Gene Ontology annotation, biological process: regulation of transcription by RNA polymerase II. Gene Ontology annotation, molecular function: DNA binding.